Trypanosoma conorhini is the source of this 1271-nucleotide messenger RNA. RefSeq lists its product as uncharacterized. The record is from RefSeq and is a predicted model, not a curated record. NCBI's taxonomy places the organism in Eukaryota, Euglenozoa, Kinetoplastea, Trypanosomatida, Trypanosomatidae. The annotation marks the transcript as partial. The transcript has a single exon.
CGUCGGCGAUGCGCCCUGCGGCGGCGGCGGACGGCGCGGCGGCGGUUGGUGCGGCAUCGGGGGCGGGGCGCCUGGCGCUCACGAGCGGCUUCGUGACGUGCAUGGCGGUGGCGCCGCUGCCGGGCGCCGGGGCGGCGCUGGGCGUUGCGGGGACGAGCCACGGGGCGCUCUGCCUCUUCGUCGUCGAAAGCCGCGCGGGGGGCGUCCAGCCGGCCGUCUUGAAAGUCUGCGAGGCGCCCCUCCGCGAGUACUCCGACGGGCUGAUCUCCGUGGAGGACGCGGUGACGGACGUCUGCCUCGGCUUCGACCCCGCGGGGCGCCCGGAGUUCGUCGCGGCGGCCUCCGCGACGUGCGUGGCGGUGGUCGACACGCAGUGCUUCGACGAGCUGCUGCGGGCGCGGGCGACGGAGGCGGUGGCGCGGGCGUUCACCAAACAGCGCUCCCCGCACGUGGGGCGCCCGACCAGCGAGCCUUUCUGCGCGUCGUUUGCAGCCGCGGAGGUGGUGCGGGUGCUGGCGCCGGAGCGCCACCACGCCGCCUUCACGAUGGACGUGGCCCUUCUUGUCGUGCUGGACGACGGGGAGGUGCGCUACGUUGCACGCAGCGUGGUGGGUGGCUCGGUGCAGCUGCUGCUGGAGCACCACCUGCAGCGGCAGGCGCGACAGAGCGAGGUGGGACUCUCCAUGCUGUUAGACGACGACCCGCGGGCGCUGCCGCACGUGCUGUACGCCUACAGCCUCUCGCCCAUUGUGCACAACGUUUGCGUCGCCGCGGUGGGCCCGCGCGCGGCCAGCAGCAUUGUCGUAAAUGACGCUGCGUUGUGCUACGACGCCGCCGCACACCAGAUGCGGCUCAUUGUCGCCGGCGCAGAAACUCAGCCUGCUGAGCUGCCGGGGCAAUUCUGCACCACUUCGGGGUGGUGGGCAACUGCGUUAAAUGUUGUAUGUCUUCGCGACACACUGCAGCAGGCCCUGGCACUGAUGGUGUCAAGCUUCGCCGCGCCCAAGUCAAGCUCGCUGCCGCGCGAUCGUCGCGGUCUGGCGGCAGUGCUGGCGUUCCCUGACGGCCAGCUGCUGCUGUUUGCCUGCGGCAGCGAGCUGCACGUGUGCUCCGCCGCGGGGGAGGUGAUGAGCAGUGAGUACGGCGUUCUGCGACACGUGCACACGGCCGGAUCUGUUAUCAGCAGCAUGGCGGCCGCACAGUCGCGGAACAGUGGGAAGUCCGCCGUCGUGGUUGCCUGCGGCUCGUCGCUCGCACUUCUGCAACUUUGA